AUGGUCUUCACGCCGGAGACAUACCGUCUAAGAGCCAAGGAGCAUUGUCCGAACAACGAGCUCCCGGUACUGAUCUACCGCGACUGUCUUCCACUGCCGCUUUCGGAAGAGAAGGCGGCCGAGUUUCUCGAAGCCCACGCGUGGGUCAAGAAGGGCUGUUGGGGACACAUCGGCCAACGACAUUUCCACCCAAACACGCACGAAUGCUACGGUAUCUUCCAAGGGUCCUCGACCCUGCUCCUCGGCUGUGGUCACAAUGACACCACGGACGGCGGCCUUGAAGUCGAAGUCCAUGCGGGCGACGUGGUUGUCCUCCCGGCGGGAACUGGACACUGCAGCACCAAGAGCAGCAAGGACUAUAAAUAUAUUGGAGUCUAUCCCGAGGGAGCACCACACUGGACGAACCAGUUGGGCAAGGCGCCCAUUGAUCUAGAGGCAUUCAGAAACGAGAUCGGACAUGUGGAGAUGCCGUCGCAGGACCCGGUCAAUGGCGUCGAUGGGCCAUUGAUACUGUUAUGGACCAGGACUUAG
Messenger RNA from Capronia epimyces CBS 606.96, 531 nucleotides. RefSeq lists its product as uncharacterized. The transcript has 3 exons. Bases 1 to 531 code for a protein of 176 amino acids. The record is from RefSeq and is a predicted model, not a curated record. NCBI's taxonomy places the organism in Eukaryota, Fungi, Ascomycota, Eurotiomycetes, Chaetothyriales, Herpotrichiellaceae.